AUGGAGAUAAAGAAUGACACUUUGGUUACAGAGUUCAUGGGCAUCCCCCACACAGACGGGCAGAAAAUUGUAUGCUUUGUCAUGUUCAUGAUCUUCUACCUCUGCAUGCUGCUAGGAAAUCUGCUCAUCCUCUUAUCUGUGAUGUCUGAUUCUCACCUCCACAUGCCUAUGUAUUUCUUAGUUUGUAAUCUCUCUGCAUUGGACAUUGGUUUCUCUUUUGUGAGCACUCCAAAGAUACUGGCCAACUUGCUGGUGAGAAGCCAAGUCAUCUCCCUCGGAGGUUGUAUGUGCCAGGUCUUUUUUCACCACUUCCUAGGCAGUACUGAGUGCCUGCUCUACACGGUAAUGGCCAAUGAUGGUUUUGCCACCAUCUGUUACCCACUGUGCUAUACCAUCAUCAUGAACUGCCAGGUGUGUGUCCUGCUAGCAGCCGGCACCUGGUUUACUAGCUCCUUUCAUGUGACAAUUCUCACUACACUGACCUUCCAACUGCCAUAUUGUAAUUCUAAUGAGGGGGACUAUUUCUUUUGUGACAUCUUCCCUGUAGUCAGAUUAGCAUGUGAUGACACCCUUAUCAUCGAGACAGUGAGCUUCACCAACAUUGGUCUUGUGCCCAUGACCUGCUUCCUUCCCAUCCUUGCCUCCUACAUCCGCAUCAUCACUGCAAUCCUAAAGAUGCAAUCUGCCAAAGGGAGACGCAAGGCGGCAUCUACCUGUGGUUCCCACCUCUCCGGGGUCACCCUGUUCUUUGGACCCUAUGCCCUCAUCUAUACCCAGCCAUCUUUGAGUGAUGUUCUGGUAACCCUACAGAUCUUUGUCCAUGUAGUCACCCCCAUGCUGAACCCCACAAUCUAUACCCUGAGAAACCAAGAUAUCAAGGGAGCUCUGAAAAAGCUGGCUGGGGGCCAGAUUGUUUCAGAAGGAGGUCACUAGUCCACUUGUGGGUCAAGCUAAUUUUUUCCUCCUCAUUUGUAUAUUAAACUAAUUUUUAAAAACAUCCAUCUGUGCCAGUUGUAAAGGUCUUUCUGCCACAAAAAGAGCUGGAAAACAGUUCUUCAAGAUACA
This is a messenger RNA of Callithrix jacchus (white-tufted-ear marmoset), 1065 nucleotides long. RefSeq names its product olfactory receptor 10D3-like. Gene Ontology annotation, biological process: G protein-coupled receptor signaling pathway. Gene Ontology annotation, molecular function: olfactory receptor activity; G protein-coupled receptor activity. The record is from RefSeq and is a predicted model, not a curated record. Lineage: Eukaryota; Metazoa; Chordata; Mammalia; Primates; Cebidae. Gene Ontology annotation, cellular component: membrane.